Molecule: messenger RNA, 3297 nt
Organism: Chlamydomonas reinhardtii
Lineage: Eukaryota; Viridiplantae; Chlorophyta; Chlorophyceae; Chlamydomonadales; Chlamydomonadaceae
Exons: 7
Coding region: 573-1730 (385 amino acids)
Source: RefSeq, a predicted model, not a curated record
CCGUACCCCCGUGAGACUUUGCUCACCAACAGAUCCCGCCCGGCAUCGCACAGGGUUUUACUGCUAGCAGCAUGCUUGCAGACACACUACAUCUUAUGUGAGGGAGCUCAAACUUUUUGCGUCACGCACACUCGAGCGUGCAAGCUGCCUUCGAGCACUCGGCGAACGACGGCGGUUACUCUUGUUUGGUCGCGAUUGAUUUACUUGUGUUUUCAUGCCAUGAUGUAGAUCACAGGGUAUAAGAAUCCAAAAAGUGUCAUCAUAGAACUGCGCUUGGUGAAUUUCUGGCAGCAUUGCAAAUGGCGGGCGGCGGGUGCUUAUGACCACGCGCUUGCGCAAACGCUCGAUAGCCAGCCCUGAUUGCAGUGUAAGUAUACACUGUAUACACGGUUGCUCAUACAGCGUUGUCUUGCAUAAUUUGCCUUCUACAAGGCAAGCAGCCCGGCAGCUGCUCGCGAGCUGGUUCGCGGACGCCCGUGGCCGUGACGCCUCGCACCUAUUUUUACAGCACCAUUUGAAGCGGUGCUAUUUCUUUGGGUCGUUUCGGCCUUGUCAGUCACAAGACACACACCAUGCGCGCCUCUCUCCUGGCCGUCGCAGCCGUGCUGCUGGUCUCUCAGGCCGCGGCUUUCGAUGUGUGCCUGUACACCACCACUGCGGCGUCUGAGACCCGCCUGGACAUCCUGUCUGACAACAUCAAGUACCUGGCCCCUGGCAGCCACGUGAUGCGCACGGACGUGCAGCCCAGCCUGACUGACCCCAUGACCAAGGGCUUUGUCAUCCCGGGCAACAAGGGCUCGUACUACGAGUCUGAGGGCAUUGCGGCCAACCCCGCCAAGGCCACCGCCCUGAAGAACUUCGUCAUGUCGGGUGGCGCGCUGGUGCUGGCCGGCGGCGCCGUGCCCGGCGGCAACACCUUCCUGCCGCUGCUGACCGCCAUCGUGGGCGCUGACCCCAAGUGCCAGCCGCUGACCAUCACAUCGGACGUGCUGGUCCAGAACCGCAUCGCCUCCGACGGCCUGUUCGCCAAGCUAGCGCCCAAGCUCAAGGUCAAGCCCGGCAGCGACGUAUCUGCCCUGUGGUGCCAGACCGGCCGCGCCAUCUACUCGUUCUACAACCCGGCCAAGCAGCAGGUGUCGGUGGCCAUCCAGUGGCAGCUGGGCAAGGGUGCCAUCUACUGGAUUGGCUCGGGCUUCGCCGUUCCCCACCUGAAGGGCUACGAGGAGGUCAUGGGUGCUGCACUCCUGACCGCCGCCGCCGCGCCUGCCCCGACGCCGUCUCCCGCGCCCAAGCCUUCUCCCUCUCCCUCUCCUUCCCCCUCGCCCAAGCCCAGCCCCUCGCCCAGCCCCUCUCCCAAGCCGUCCCCGUCUCCUUCGCCCUCUCCUUCUCCGUCUCCCAGCCCCUCCCCCUCCCCCUCUCCGUCGCCCUCUCCCUCUCCCAGCCCCUCCCCGUCCCCUUCUCCUUCUCCCUCUCCCUCUCCGUCCCCCUCUCCCUCCCCCUCGCCGUCGCCCUCUCCUUCACCCAAGCCCUCUCCUUCGCCCAGCCCCUCCCCCUCUCCUUCGCCCUCCCCGUCCCCCUCUCCUUCCCCCUCGCCCAAGCCCUCCCCCUCUCCCUCCCCCUCCCCCAAGCCCUCCCCCUCUCCCUCCCCCUCCCCCAAGCCUGCCCCCAAGAAGUCUCCCCCUCCCGCCGAGGCCCCGCCUCCGGACUACCUGGCCCCGCCUCCCCAGUAAGCGCUGGGCUGCCGCAACACACGCAGCGGCGCGCGCGCCUGGGGCAGUGCCCGCUGCUCAACAGGCAUGCGGUUCUGUAGUUUGCAGGAGGAAGCUGCCAGGGCCGCACCUCGGCGCCCGCAGCUGUAUCGCAGCAGGAUGCAAACUGGAUGAAAGAGAAUUGUAUUGAAAGACGCAUGGCGCUAUUGAGAAAGAUUGUCAUGUGAGGCAUGAGCGCAUUCGCACAUAAGCCUUUCGCAGCCCGGAGCAGGUGUACACUGGCGCAUGACUGAGUUUUGACCUGUUGACAUGAUGCUCAACCAACCACUCGUCAUCUGCAUACAGUAUUGGAGGGGCGUGCGCCGAUGCGCGGCCCCUGUGUCUUAGUUUGCUUGUCAAGCGGGUUUCAUCUGUGUUAUCUGCAGCCGCAGUCGCGUGCCGUGGCCCCUGAUGCAACGUGAAACAUCGUUGGCGUUGGCGGGGAGGCAACCUGUCCGUGAGGGCAUGCGUUGGCUGUCGCGCGAGUUGGAGGUUCAGCAAUGGAUUUCCGUGUGUGGCACGCACGGCAGACGGGUGUUUGGCAUGGGUGUGUUUUGUGCCGUGAGCAUGGCUAUCAAGCAACUCCUCUUCCUGACUCCCUAUUUAUGGACUUUUGCCCAUUUGCGCAGUCACUGCAGUUUGACUGGUGGGAUUUUCAAUCUGUGCCGGUGCCUGACACGAAUUGACGUUUUGGACUUCCGCCAGGACCAUGAUGGGUGCUGCCAUGUAAUUUCCCAUUCACACCAUGUCGAAUAAUUUCCAGGCGGCGUUCACGACCAUCACAUUGCAUCACAUUGCAUGGAGUAUGCUGUGUUUGCCAAGGAUGCUACACAUGAGGUGCCCAUGUGCGGCUUCGUCCUACGUCCGCGGGGCCCCCUAGGCGCAUGCACCAUUUGGACCCGGUACUCACCUGGGGAGCGGCCCGGCCCCCGGGCAGGGGCGAACAGGUAGAGCAAGGCAUGACAGGAGCUACCGCGGCAGUGCUGCACUGCGCCACUCUCUCAGCCUGAUCGCCAACCCAGCAGACCCUGGCGUAGUGGCGUAGUGGCGUAGUGGCGUAGUGGCGUAGUGGCGUGUACCCUGGCGUAGUGGCGUGUACCGCCUGCGCCCCCACCCGCUAACUAGAGAGUGGCCGUACACAAUCAACUGACUGCAGGGCGUGGGUGCUCACUGGCCGCCAGCUUGCCACGGUGAUAUUGGCGUGCUUGAAAAAACGCAACACGCACAGGCGAACAUGACGUUGUAGAGCCGAGGCCAGUAAGCUAGCACAAGCAAAAAGAAAAGCGUGAGCAUGAGCAGCGACCGCAACUGCUACGUUACCUUUGACGAGAUAACCCCGCGCCAAGCUGCGCCACUCCGGCGUCCUAAAGCUUGUGACUCUCAGCUGGUGUAUACGGCUGUCAGAGGCUGGGCUGGCGUAGACUGGCCGCAGACUACCAAGCGAAGGCUGCGAUGCGUUGUGACAACGCGAACCCCAAGAGACCCAGCCAGGCGUAGUGGCGUGCACCGCCUGCGCCCCCACCCGCUAACCCUUUCUUUCAAGCACGUC